Messenger RNA from Symbiodinium natans, 2022 nucleotides. The record is from the annotation of a GenBank genome assembly. Lineage: Eukaryota; Dinophyceae; Suessiales; Symbiodiniaceae.
AUGCAGUCCCUCCCGCUUCUCCUGGCGCUGGCGGCCUCCACCGCGCUGGCGUCGGAUGUGACCCCUGUCCAGAAGGUUGUCCAGCUGCUGGAGAACAUGAAGGAGAAGGGCACAAAGGAGAUGCAGGAGGAGCAGGUCCAGUACACAAAGUUCAAGCAGUUCUGCGACAUGACGUUGGCGGAGAAGGAGGCGGCCAUCGGUACCGCAGCCGACAAGAUCGAGACCCUGGAGGCAGACAUCGAGAAGGCCGCCUCGGAGGCGGAGCGUCUGAGCAAGGAGAUGGCUGAGCACGCCGCAGACGUCGAGGCUGCCACAGCAGAGAAGGAGAAGGCCACCGCCGUGCGUGAGAAAGGUAGGGCGGACUUCCAGAUGACCCUGCAGGACUACAGUGAGUCCAUCGACGCCAUUGGCAGGGCUCUGAAGGCCCUGAAGGAGGAGGACAAGAAGACGGCCAAGACGGCCCUUCUCCAGCUCUCUGAUGCCAAGCUCCUGCCUGAAGAGGCGAGGAGUGUACUCAUGCAGGGCCCGGCACCCAAGACGUACGAGUUCCAGUCCGGGGGCGUGAUCACCAUGCUCGAGGGCCUGCAGGACAAGUUCGUGGACGAGCGUAUCAGCUUGGAGAAGGAGGAGCAGAAGAAGCGGCAUUCUUAUGAGAUGCUGGUGCAGAGCCUGAAGGCCCAGUUGGCACAGUCCAAGAAGGAGCAGGGGGAGAAGGCCCAGUUCAAGGCCAAGCAGCUACAGAGCAAGGCCUCAUCCGAGGGCGACUUGGAUGAGACCAAGGUGGAGAAGCAGUCCGACGAGAAGUACUCCGUGGACCUGAAGGCCACCUGCAGCAAGAAGGCCGCGGCCUUUCAGGAGCGCCAGAAGCUGCGGCAGGAGGAGAUCGAGGCCAUCGAGAAGGCCAAGGGCAUCAUCGCUGGUGGUGCGGUGGCCGGCAGUGCGGAGAAGCACUUGCCCAGCCUCCUGGCCACCCCGAUGGCCGCGUCCGGCCUCUCCACGGCGCUGGCCUUCCUGCGCUCAGAGCGGGAGCCGCGGGCUGAGCGGGCUGAGCGGGUGGCGCGGUUCCUGCAGCAGCGCGCCGCCGCGCUCAACAGCCGGGUGCUCUCCGCCAUGGCCGGCCGGGCUGCCGCGGAUCCCAUCGCCAAGGUGCGGACCAUGAUCGAGCAGCUGAUCACCAAGAUGCAGGCGCAGGCCAACGAGGAGGCAACCAAGAACGGCUGGUGCAACGCUGAGCUCGCAUCCAACAAGGCCACACGGGAGGAGAAGACCGACGCCGUGGACGAGCUGUCCUCAGACGCGGACGAGCUCUCCACCGCCAUCGGCAAGCUCGACGAGGAGGUGGCAACGCUGGCCAAGCAGGUGGCGGAGCUCGAUGCCGACAUGUCCAAGGCGACGGAGAUGCGAGAGCAGGAGAGCAGCAAGAACGCUGCCACCGUCAAGGAUGCCAAGGAGGCGCAGGCUGCCGUGGCCCAGGCGCUGCUGGUGCUCCGCGACUUCUACAAGAAGGCGGCCGGUGCCACGUCCCUGCUGCAGGCGCAGGAUGCCCAGGCAGCCCAGGCAGGCCAGAGAAGCCUGUCGCAUCUGUCGCGGACAGCCGCGGAGCCGGAGGUCUUCGGCGACGAGCCCUACACCGGCAUGGGCGGCGAGAGCGGCGGCGUGAUCUCCAUGCUGGAGGUCAUCGAGAGCGACUUCGCGCGGCUGCAGGCGGAGACGGAGGCCGCAGAGGAGGCGGGCAAGAAAGAGUACCAAGAGUUCAUGGAGGACUCGAAGGUGGACAAGGCCACCAAGGUCCGGACGUCGGAGCACAAGGUGACCAAGAAGCAGGCCAAGGCCCAGGAGCUCACUUCCGUGCGCGCCGACUUGCAGGGCACGCAGAAGGAGCUGGACGCCGCAAACGCCUACUUCGAGAAGCUGAAGCCCGACUGCCUCGACACCGGCGCCUCCUACGCCGAGCGCCAGGCGCAGCGCAAGCAGGAGGUGCAGGACCUCCAGGAGGCCCUCGAGAUGCUCGAGAAGGUCUGA